Molecule: messenger RNA, 1098 nt
Organism: Lachancea meyersii CBS 8951
Lineage: Eukaryota; Fungi; Ascomycota; Saccharomycetes; Saccharomycetales; Saccharomycetaceae
Source: the annotation of a GenBank genome assembly
AUGAAUGUCGAAAAUUCAAGAACCAAAAGCUUAAGCUCACUUUGCGAGCUUUCGUUGAUGAGAAACCAUCUCAUGCUUCAAGAUGUGAGCAACAUGCCCUACAGGUUGAUCCGUAACGUUUUGAUGAAGGUCAAGUUGGAACAAUUGUGUAAACUCGAAGAAACCAACUCUUUACUGAUAUUUGAGGAUGACGAAAUUUGGCACAACUUACUUGUGAAGGACUAUCCACUGCAUGUGCAUGAAUCAUUUCUUCGCAAGCGAGGCGAGAUCAUGAAUUACUUUGUGUCUUUCAUAGAGACUUAUGAUCCCAGUCUGCUACGAGACGUGGAGCUCAUGAAAGGUUAUCUACGUUUCGCAAUCAAAAAGGACCCCAGGCAUCAGAAAUACAAAGUUCCUUCCCGAAUGCUGUAUUUCAAGUAUCAAGCCGAAACCGUGCGGAAACAAGAGCUCAGUACCCAGAGACUGCGAUUCCAAAUGCAGGAGCUUCAGCGAGAGAAGGAAAAGAACCAAAUCUCGGCGUUAGACGACCCAUUGUACUGUGAGAAGCGGACGAAAUCGGGCAUAAAGAUCAACGACAGAUCAGACUUGUUUGUGAAAUCUUACAAAGAGCACCAGAGGCGACAGCAGCAUUUUAAAAGUGGUGGGUAUGAUAUAUCUAAGCGGCCUGUCAAACGAGUGGCUUUUGGAGGCCAAGUGGGCACGCCCAUUGCGCCCUCCAACCAAACGAAUUAUAAUGCCUUGAGUGACAACGGCACAGAAGUCAAGCCAAUCGUAGAAGUACCGAAACCGCCUGUCACCCUCACAAGACCAAAACAACCUACGUCCCCGGCGCGCACGAGACGGCUGAAUGACGAGCCACACCCUUUUUUGAAGCGUAGAAAACCCAUUUUACGACGUCAAAGCUUGGCAUCAGCGAGACCUCUUGCUCAGCCGGUGGAGCGCACUGCCAGGCCGGUAGUGGUAAAGGUGGGGUCCUGUAGGAUAAACAGCAAAUCCAAGAAGUCUAGCAUCUUUGCAGCGCCAUCGCCGCAGGAGGAGCUUGUCAGACAGCAUAGCAGCCAUUCAAACGCCUACAUUUUUGAUAGCUCGGGUCGCUGA